Nicotiana tabacum (common tobacco) is the source of this 11378-nucleotide messenger RNA. RefSeq lists its product as uncharacterized. NCBI's taxonomy places the organism in Eukaryota, Viridiplantae, Streptophyta, Magnoliopsida, Solanales, Solanaceae. The record is from RefSeq and is a predicted model, not a curated record.
UAUAAUCCUACAUUAACAUAUUGAGAGAAAGAAUGUCUACUUAUAGCAAUGAGAAUUUCCAAUCCAGUUGAAUUAAACAAAACACUCUCUUGUAGUCUUUAAGGAGGGGAAAAGAAAGCUUAAAACUACAAUUCCGUGAUCAGCUGCAAAAGGAAUGGAAAACGAAGCUGAAAUUCUACAGAACAAAAGUAGAAAAAAAGAGAAUUUGCUAGGUGAAGCAUAUGCAGUAUCAGACAAACCGAUCAUGGAGGCAGACAACAAAGUCCAUCCAGUACCUGAGGUUGAAAGAACUUCAGAGGUUGAAAAUGUUAAGGAUCCCAUUCAAGGUAACAACGGAAAAACUGAGGGUGAAAAUAUUUUUGAAUCACCCUCAGUUGCCAAGGCUGUUGAAGAAAUUAGCAGUUCAAUGGAAGUCCAUGUGUCAGUCGAUACACCAAACAAGUCAGGCGAAGAGAUGUCAGGGAUUUCAUUCCACCUUGGGGAGAAAACAGAAGACCAAAAAGUAGAAAUCAGCUCAAAUGAAAAUAUUUGUUCAAACGGAUACACACAAAAUGUAAAAGAAUCAGCAACUAGCUCGGACAAGGAUGAGGGAUGCAUGACACAAGAAAAACCCAACGGAGAUUUGACAAAGACAAUCUCUAGUCAGAUUGUACACAUGCUAAACUAUAAAGAGAGUUCCAUAGGACAUUUACGAGAGGAUACAACAGAAAAAGAAAAAGUUUGUCAUGAAGAUGACAGCACAGAGCAUGUACCUGAUACCGACAAGGGAAGAGACUCAUGUGAAACAAUCUUUGAAGGAAAAGAAGAAAAAGAGACUAUGUCAUCCAUUUUAGAAAGAACAGAAGGGACAAACGCUGAAGCAAUCAAAUCACCUGGUGACACGAAGGAUGAGAAAGCACUCAAAGAUGAGAAUGACUACAAUGAUGAUAGAAGUAUUUUCAUCUCCCCCCAAACAGAGUGCCAAACAGGAGAGGAUGAGAAAAAAGAGACAGGAGAUGGAGAGGGUGCUAGGAAUCUGCUUGUUAACCCAUUUGUUAAUGUUGUAGAAGAAACCAGGUUAGAUGAUGCUGAAUCAGAUACGAGCAGGAAACAUGGGGACAACUCAAUUGAGAAUGGAAACCAAGAAGCACAUCAGUUUAAUGAAAUAAUAAUAAAUACAACAUCCAAGGACAUUGAUGAUAUUCAGAGCUCAGACAUAUUGAUAUCUUCGUUUACAGAAGAAAGAGAGGACAUAGCCCCCAAAGAAGAUACCAAUUCUGCUCCAUUAAGAGACGUCAUCGGAACUGUCUCAGAGAAUGAUGCCAACACGAGCCAGCAUGAAGAAGAAAACCAAACCAAGAUGUUUGAGAAUGCUGCUAUAAUUGAUCGCAGAGCAAGUAAAGCAAAUGAGUCUGAAAAAAAACAUGUCCAAAUUGUUGAUUCACAGGUAGCCUGCGAGGAAAAUAUGCAAAGGAAAACUGACCAGCUGGACAUGCCAGAAGGCUCAAAAAGAGAAAGUAGAGAUGACGAAGCAUCAGAAAUUGCAGCAGAAGGGCAGGAAAUUGCUGAAAUUCCAAAAGAUAACAAGUCAAAUGACAUCUUUUUGGAAAAUGAAGUGGAAAAGAAUCUCACUGAACUUUUGCUUGUCACUGGUGACGAGAUUGGAAACUCAUCUUUCGGGGAACUUAUAGAGACAACAUCCGACCAUAAGCUUGAUACAGCCACCAGUUCAGAAGAUAUCCAUGGUGGUUUGAAGGGAAAAUGCAACAUGGAUGACAAUAAGGAAGAGGUAACUCUCCUGGAAAAGAAUAUGCCAGUUGUAGACUCGAACGACAAGACAAACAAUGAAAUUUCAUGCAAUACCAAUCAUGAGGCUGUUGACUAUCCAGAAGUUGAGGGAAAACCUGAAGAACCAGCAGUUGAAGAAAAACAUGAAGAACCAACUGUUGAAGAGAAACCUAGAGAACUAGCGGUUACGGAGAAACAUGAAGAACCAGCGAUUGAGGAAAAACCUGAAAAACCAGCUGUGGAAGAAAAACUUGAAGAACCAGAGGUCGAGGAGAAACAUGAAAAACCAGCAGCUGAAGAGAAACCUAAAGAACUAGUAGUUGAAGAAAAAGCUGAAGAACCAACACGGGAAGAAACACCGGAAGAACUAGAAUUUGAAGAGAAACCUGAAGAACCAACUGUUGAAGAAACACCUGAACAAUUAGCAGUUGAAGAGAAAUCUGAAAAACCAGUGGUUAAAGAGGAGAAAUCUGAAAAGGUAACUCUCUUGGAAAAGAAUAUGUCAGUUGUAGAUUUCAAUGACAAGACUAACAGUGAAAUUCCAUGCAAUACCAACAAUGAUGUUGCCGACUAUGUAUCAGUUGAGGCAAACCUUGAAGAACCAGUAGUUGAAGAAAAACCUGAAGAACCAACGGUUGAGAAGAAACCUGAAGAACCAGCUGUUGAAGAGAAAUCUGAAAAACCAUCAAUUGAGGAGAAACGUGAAGCACCAGCAUUUGAGAAGAAACCUGAAGAACCAACAAUUGAGGAGAAACAUGAAGAACAAACAAUUGAAGAGGAGAAACCUGAAAGGGUAACUCUCCUGGAAAAGAGUAUGCCAGUUGUAGUCUCGAACGACAAAACUGACAGUAAAAUUCCAAGCAUUACCAACAAUAAUGAUGCUCGCUUUUCAGAAGUUGAGGAAAACCCUGAAGAACCUGAAGUUAAAGAAAAACCUGAAGAACCAACAGUUGAGGAGAAACCAGAAGAACCAACAGCUGAAGAGAAACCUGAAGAACCAGCAACUAAAGAAAAACAAGUGCAGAUAGGGGAGGAAACAGCUGAAGAACUACCGCUUGAAGAGAAACCUGAAGAACUAACGAUUGAACAGACAGAUGAAAAACUAGUUGUUGAAAAUAAAACUGAAAAACCAGCAAAUAAAGAGGAGAAACCUGAAACGAAUUUGCCUAUUGCAGACUCAAAGGACAAGACUGACAUUGCAAUUCCAUGCGAUACCAGCAAUGAUAUUGCUGACUAUGCAACAGUUGAGGAAAAACCUGAAGAACCAGUAGUUGAAGAAAAACAUGAAGAACCUGCAAUUGAAAAGAAAUUUGAAGAACCAGCAGUUAUGGAGAAACCUGAAGAACCAGCGGCAAAGGUAAAACCUGAAGAACCAGCAGGGAAAGAAAAACCUGAAGAGCCAACGGCUGGGGAAAAACCUGAAGAACCAGCAGGGAAAGAAAAACCUGAAGAGCCAACGGCUGGGGAAAAACCUGAAGAACCAGCAGCAAAUGAGGAACCUGAAAAAUCAGCGAUGAAAGAGAAACCUGAAGAACCAAUUGUUGAGGAGAAACUUGAAGAACCAACUGUUGAAGAGAAACCUGAAAAACCACUGAUUGAAGAAACACCUGAAGAACCAACAUGGGAAGAAACACCUAAAGAACUAGCAUUUGAAGAGAAACCAGAAGAACCAGCAGUUGAAGAGGAGAAACCUGAAAAGGUAACUCUUAUGGAAGAGAAUAUGCCAGCUGUAGAUUUCAACGACAAGACUGACCGUGAAAUUCAAUGCAAUAACAAUGAUGUUGCUGAAUAUGUAGCAGUUGAGGAAAACCUUGAACCAGCAGUUGAAGAAAAACAUGAAGAACCAACAGUUGAGGAGAAACCUGAAGAACUAGCAGUUGAAGAGAAACCCGAAAAACCAACAAUUGAGGAGAAACCUGAAGAACUAGCAGUUGAAGAGAAACCCGAAAAACCAACAAUUGAGGAGAAACAUGAAGAACCAAUAGUUGAGAAGAAACCUGAAGAAUCAAUAAUUGAAAAGGAGAAAUCUGAAAGGGUAACUUUCCUAGAAAAGAGUAUGCUAGUUGUAGACUCGAACGACAAGACUGACAGUGAACUUCCAUGCAAUACCAACAACGAUGCUGCCCACUUUCCAGAAGUUGAGGGAAACCCCGAAGAACCAGCAAUUGAAGGAAAAUCUAAAGAACUUGUUGAUGAAGAGACACCUGAUGUACCAGUGGUUGAGAAACCUGAAAAACAAAUGGUUGAGGAGAAACUUGAAGAACCAAUGAUUGAGGAGAAAUCUGACGAACUAGUCGAGGAGAAAUCUCAACAACCAGCGGCUGAAAAGAAACCUGAAGAACCAGCAGCUAAAGAAUCACCUAAAGAGGUAGCAGGGGAGGAAACAUCUGAAGAACUAGCACUUGAAGAGAAACUUAAAGAACCAACAGUUGAAGAGAUACCUAAAGAACUAGUUCUUGAAGAUAAACCUGGAAACCCAGAAAAUGAAGAGGAUAAACUUGAAACAGUAACUCUCCAGGAAAAGAAUUUACCAAUUGCAGACUCAAAGGACAAGACUGACAAUGCAACUCCCUACAACAACAAUGAUAUUGCUGACUAUGUAGCAGUUAAGGAAAAAACUGAAGAACCAGUAGUUGAGGAAAAACAUGAAGAACCGGCAAUUGAAGAGAAAUCUGAAGAAUCAGCAUUAAUGAAAAAAACUGAAGAACCAGCGGUUGAGGUAAAACCUGAAGAACCGUCAGUGGAAAAGAAGCCUGAAGAACCAGCGGUUAGGAAAAAACCUGAAGAACCAGCAGUUAAUGAGGAACCUGAAAAAUCAGCAACGGAAGAGAAACCUGAAGAACCAAUUGUUGAGGAGAAACUUGAAGAACCAACUCUUGAAGAGAAACCUGGAAAAUCAGUAAUUGAAGAAACACCUGAAGAACCAACACUGGAAGUAACACCUAAAGAACAAGCGUUUAAAGAGAAACCAGAAGAACCAGCAGUUGAAGAGGAAAAAUCUGACAAGGUAACUCUUUUGGAAAAGAAUAUACCAGUUGUAGAUUUCAAUGAUAAGACUGACAGUGUAAUUCCAUGCAAUACCAACGACGAUGUUGCUGAAUACGUAGCAGUUGAGGAAAACCUUGAAGAACCAACAGUUGAGGAGAAACCUGAAGAAUUAGCGGUUGAAGAGAAACCUGAAAAACCAGCAAUUGAGGAGAAAAGUGAAGAACCAAUAAUUGAGAAGAAACCUAAAGAACCAGCAGUUGAGGAGAAACCUGAAGAACAAACCGUUGAAGAGAAACUUGAAGAACCAACAAUUGAAGAUGAGAAACUUGAAAGGGUAACUCUCCUAGAAAAGAAUAUGCCAGUUGUAGACUCGAACGACAAGACUGACUGUGAAAUUCCAUGCAACACCAACAAUGAUGUUGCUUACUAUCCAGCAGUUGAGGAAAAUCUUGAAAAAACAACAAUUGAGGAAACAACUGAUGAACCAGUGGUUGAAGAGAAACCUGAUGCACAAGCGAUUAAGGAGAAACCUGAAGUACCAACGAUUGAGCAGAAACUUGAAGAGUUAGCAGGAGAGGAAACCCAUGAAGAACUAGCAGUUGAAGAGAAGCUAGAAGAACCAAUUACUGAAGAGACACCUGCAGAACUAGUUAUUGAAGAGAAACAUGAAAACCCAACAAUUGAAGAGGAGAAACCUGAAACAGAAGCUCUCCUAAAGAAGAAUAUGCCAAUUGUAGACUCAAAGGACAAGAUUGACGUUGAAAGUCCAGGCAAUAACAACAAUGAUGGUGCUGACUAUCCAGCAGUUGAAGAUAAACCUGAAGAACUAACAGUUGAAGAAAAACAUGAAGAACAAGCAAUUGAAGAGAAACCUGAAGAACCAGUGGCCACAGAGAAACCUGAAGAACCAGCGAUUAAGGAAAAAGCUGAUGAACCAGCAGUGCAAGAGAAACCUGAAGAACCAGCUGUGGAAAAGAAACCUGAAGAACCAGCAGUCGAGGAGAAACUUGACGAACCACCAGUUGAAGAGAAAUCAGAAGAACCAGUAGUUGAACAAACACCUGCAGGACCAGCAUGGGAAGAAACAUCUAAAGAACUAGCAUUUGAAGAGAAACCUGAAGAACCAGCAGUUGAAAAAACACCUGAAGAACUAGCAGUUGGAAAGAACCCUGAAAAAACAGCAGUCGGAGAGAAACAUGAAAAAGUAACUCUCUUGGAAAAGAAUAUACCAAUUAUAGAGUUAAACGAGAAGAAUAACAGUGCAACUCCAUGCAAUACCAACAAUGAUGUUGCUGACUAUCCAGCAGUUGAGGAAAAACCUGAAGAACCAGCGAUUGAGAAAAAACCUGAAGAACCAAUGGCUAAGGAGAAACUUGAAGAACCAAUUGUUGAGGAUAAACCUGAAAAAUCAGUGAUAGAGGAGAAAUCUGAAAAACUAGCAACUGAAGAAACACUUGGAGAGCAAGCAGGGGAGGAAACACCUGAAGCACUAGCAGUUGAAGAGAAACCUGACAAAUCAACAGUUGAAGAGACAGUUGAAGAACUAGCUAUUGAACAGAAACCUAAAAAAACAGCAGUUGAAAAAGAGAAACCUGAAGCCGUAACUCUCCUGGAAAAGAAUAUGCCAGUUGUAGAUUCAAAGGACAAGAUUAACAGUGAAAUUCCAUGCAAUGCCAACAAUGAUGUUUUUGACUAUCCAGCAGUUGAGGCAAAACCUGAAGAACUAGCAAUUGAAAAAAAAUAUGAAGAACCAGUAGUUAUAUUGGAGAAACCUGCAGAACUAGCAGUUGAGGAGACACCUGAAAAAUCAGUAGUUGAAGAGAAGCCUGAAAAACCAGCAGCACGGGAAGAAGCACUUGAAGAACCAGCAUGGGAAGAAACACCUGAAGAACCAACAGUUGAAGAGAAACUUGAUAAACCAGCAACUGAAAAAGAGAAACCUGAAAAGGUAACUUUCCGCGAAAAGAAUAUGCCUGUUGUAGACUCAAAUGGUAAGACUGGCAGUAAAAUUACAUGCACUACCAAAAAAGAUGUUGCUGAUAAUCCAGCAGUUGAGGAUGAAGAACCAGCAGUUGAGGAUAAACCUGAUGAACCAACAGUUGAAGAAAAACCUGAAGAACCAGCAAUUGAAGGAAAACUUGAGAAACUGGCAGUUGAAGAUAAACUUGAGGAACCAGCUUUUGAACAGAACCCUGAGGAAACAGCAGUUGAACAGAACCCCGAGGAACCGCCAGUUGAAGAAAAACCUGAGGUACCAGUAGUUGACGAAAAAGCUGAAGAACUAGUGGUUGAAGAGAAACUUGAAGAACCAUCAGUUAAAGAAAAGCCGGAAGAACAAAGCAGGGAAGAAACCGAAGCUCCCAUAAAAGAGGCAAAGCAUAACCAGAAUGCAAAUGAAGCAAGCAGCAGUCUGCCAACAGCUAUGCUAAGCCAUCCGCCUGCUCAAGGGACAACAAUGACCAACCCAAUAUUGGGAGAACCAAUUAGUAUUGACGAACCUAAAAAUGUGCAACAGCUAGAUUCUCAAGAAAUAUCAGAAAUCGAUGAUGCAAUGCAGAGAGAUGAAGAUAACAUAAAGCAGAAGGAUGAGGCUUCUUUCACUGAAGAACAGAAGUUUACACCACAGAGUUAUGACAAUCAAAAUACUUCGACAGGGGAUAGUUUCUUAAAUAAGAACAUGUUCGCUGAAGGUGAAGCUGUGCACAUUAAUAGUCAAGAGGAUCUAAUCAGGCAAGAAACUUCAGGAAGCACAAAAUCUGAGAUAAAUCCAAAUUCAAGUAAAGGAACAGAAAAUGAGGUAAAUGACCAUCCAGAAGGACCAGAAGUACCAAAACAAACUGAUGAAACGGAAAAAUGUAUAGUACAGAAGCAAGAAGAUUCCGUUCGCAACCAGGACGAACUGGCUGUUGAAGAAAAAAUGAGAUCUUGUGAAGAGGUUGAAACAAAGAACUUUCAACAAGCUAAUUUAAUCAGAGAUGAAGCUUUAUUGAAAGAUGAGCAUGGAGUCGAGAACUUCGUGAAUAUGCCGGUUGUAGACUCGAACGACAAGACUGACAGUGAAAUUUCAUGCAAUACCGACAAUGAUGUUGCUGACCAUCCGGCAGUUGCAGAAAAACCCGAUGAUUCAGCAGUUGAAGAGAAACCCGAGGAAUGGAUAGUUGAAGAGAAACUGGAAGAAACAGCCGUUAAGGAGAAAGCCGAAGAACCAAAAGUUGAGGAGAAACUCGAAGAACCAGCAAUUGAGGAGAAACCUGACAAACCAGCGGUUGAAGGGACACCUGAAGAACCUGCAGUGAAAGAAACACCUGAACAACCAACGUUUGAAGAGAAACCUCAAGAACCAGCAAUUCAGGAGAAACCUGAAGAACCAACAGUUGAAAAGAAACCUGAAGAACCAACAAUUGAUGAAGAACUUGAAGAACCAACAGUUGCGGAGAAACCCGAAGAACCAGCAGUUAAAGAAAAACAUGUAGAACCAGCAAUUGAAGAAAAACGUGAGGAACCACAAGUUGAAGAAAAACAUGAGGAACCAGCAGUUGAAGAAAAAACUGAAGAACCAGCAGUUGAAGAAAAACCUAAAGAACCAAAAGUUGAGGAGAAACCUAAAGAACCAGCGGCUGAGGAGAAACCCGAAGAACCAGCAGUGAAAGAAACACCUGAAGAACCAGCGGUUAAAGAGACACCUGAGGAACUAGCAGUUGAAGAGAAACCUGAAGAACCAGCAAUUGAAGAGAAACCUGAAGAACCAGUAGCUGACAAAAAACUUGAGCAACCAACAAUUGAGGAGAAACCUGAAGAAUCAAUAGUUGAAAAGACUGAAGAACCAGCAGUUGAUGAAAAAGGUGAAGAACCGUCAGUUGAAGAAAUACCUGAGGAGUCGGCAGUUGAAAAUUUUGAAGAAGCAGCAGUAGAAGAGAAACCUGAAGAACCAGCAGUUAAGGAAAAAACUGAAGAACCACCCAUUGAAGAAAAACCCGAGGACCAAGCAGUUGAAGAGAAACCUAAAGAACUAACAGUUGAAGAGAAACUUGAAGAACCAAUAAUUGAAGAGAAACCUAAAGAACCACCAGUUGGAGAAGAACCCAAAGAACAAAACAGGGAAGAUACUGAAGCUGCCACAGAAAGAAUUGAUGAAUCUGGAACACAUAUAGUAGAGAAAGAAGAAGCUUUGAUAGGAAAACAGACAGAAUUGUUUGUCGAAGAAACAACGAAACUUUGCAAAGAAGUUGAAACUGAGAUAAAAGAACUUAAAGAUGUCAAUGCUGGUGAUGGGACAAAUAAGAAUGUCCUAGGAAAAGAAGAAACAACUCUAGAUGAGCUUCUAACAUCAGCCAAAGAAGAGAUGGCAGCAAAUAACUUUGAAGAAGGCAAAGUGGUUUCAGAAACCCCCAAUCAAGAGAACACUCGGCAAGCCAAUCUGACAACAGAAGUGGUUAAAGACACGCGUGGAGCAGAGAACUUCAUUGCACUUUCUUCAGAAGAAAAGAGGGUGGAGGACUCUACUGAAAAGAACUUUCAGCAAGACAAUCUAACCACAGAAGAGGUUAAAGACACAAGUGGAGCAGAGAACUUAAUUGCACUUUCUUCAGAAGAAAAGAGGGUGGAGGACUCUACAGAAAAGGUUGAAAGCUUUGAUAUCGGAUUCCAAAAUCAUAAUAAGGACAACACAGCUGCAGCAGAUAAGCUUGAGCUACAAAGCAGAGAAACAGAUAUUGGCCAUAUGCUCGAUACUCCGGUAGAAAAAGGAAGAAACGAUGAAAAGAUAUCUGAAUCCACAGAAGAACUUAUCCAUCAGACAGCUGAGAUUUGUGAAGAUAACGAAGCAGCAGUAGUUACGGACACCAAUACGUUACAAAGCUGUGCAGAUCCACAGGAACAACUGAAGCAUCAGUUAGCUGAGGUAUGUGAAGAGAAACAGGCAGUAGGAAAAGCAGACACCAAUUCUUUACAAAGGUCUGCAGACCAUGAGAAGCCUUACAGUGCACCUGCUCAGGAGAUCAUUGACAAAUCAGAAACAGAGGAUGUUUCCUGUGCGGAUUGCAUUGAAGAAGAAAAUAGCAUCAGCACCAAACAGGAGAAGUUAAAACAGGAAGAAAAUCCAGAAGUGAAGACAGAUGAAAAUUUUGACAAGAGAGAGGAAAACCAAAGCAUAAUGAUGUCAGAAGGAGCUGAAAUGGAUGAUUACAAGCAGCAUAUAAAGUACAACACAUGUGCAGUCAUGAAUACAGAAGAGCAUAAUGAAGAUUCACCUGCUGGAAAACAAACAUCCGAAAAGCUAGAAGAACUGGGAAAAAUUAAUAUCAAUGACAACAACAACGUUAAUCAUGGAAGUACUGAGAUAGACCUCCCAGAAGAGGCUAAGGAAUCAAAGGGCGAAUGUGUUAUUAUGGAAAUCAAGACUCCAAUUAAAGAGGAGGAACAAGAAGAUUUAAGAGAGAGCACUGGCAAAGAUUCCUCAAGCAACAACACAACACAUGUGCAACAAGAGAAGGGAACAACAAUAAGUGAACCUGAAAGAGGAACUUUGAAACCUUUUGGAUCAGAACAAAAAACAGCUGCAGGUCUUGAAGAGAUGAUAACAAGCAAUAGAACAAAAGAAACAGAGAAAGAAGAAGUAAAGACUGAAAAUGUUCCAAGUGCCCAAGUAGGAUGUGAACAAGAGGGAAAAACAAGGGAUGAAUGGGAAGAAAUAACAGAACAUUUCACAUCAUUGGAAUCCGUUAAGGUUUCCGAAAAGGAGAUAGCAACGGAUAACAUGGCGAGCAAUGAAAUCAAUGUAACUAAGCAGAUACAAGAGCAAGCAGCAUAUCCUUUACUUGCAUUGGAGAGGGUGGAAACUGAUUCAACAGGCAGCACGGAUGUCUAUGGCAUGCCCAAAGACAGCAUUACCCCACUAGUGCAACUGGGUGCAAUGGCCAAAAGUAUCCAGCACAUGCAGGAAAAAUGCAAAACUUCAGAGACAGAAGAGGAUCAGGAAAAUUACAAAAACGAGAAACGAGUGGAAUGUGAUUUAAAAGAAGCCCCAGAGGAAUCCAGAUCAAGAGAGACACAAGCUAAGGCCGCACUUCCUGACCUUCUGCAUGAAUCAGUAAAAGCGACAUCAAAAAUGGAAGAAAGUUUUGCUGAAGAAAAAGCAGUAAUGAUCAAUAAAGAAGACCUGCAGGCACACAAAACUGAAGAAUCUGAAGAUGAAGAAGAAAUAACUGAUAAGGAAAAAGACAAUGACAAAGAUGAGGAAGGAAGUCAACAAACAAGAGAAGAGUCAUGUUCUGAAGGUCCAGUCAUUGUAGAAGUCUCGAGAGAUGCUGAUAUCAGAGUUCCUCACAAGAAACAUCAGAAUAUAUUGUCAGGAGUUGGAUCAAAAGUCAAGCACUCAAUUGCAAAGGUGAAGAAAGCCAUCACUGGUAAGUCCUCUCAGAGCAAGCCACCAUCACCCAAAUAAGACGGAAAAAGAUGAUCAUGACUUUACAUAAUACAAAGUCAUAAGUUCUCGAGAAUAGUAAGUGAAAAGAUUUUCAGCAAUUCAAGUUCUCAAUAAUGUACAAAAGUUUGUCCAUGUGAAAUCUUAUUGUAUUAUGAAUUCUUUAAUUAUCAAAUACAUAGUGGCAACUUCUCAAUGUCAA